Molecule: messenger RNA, 1140 nt
Organism: Sphenostylis stenocarpa
Lineage: Eukaryota; Viridiplantae; Streptophyta; Magnoliopsida; Fabales; Fabaceae
Source: the annotation of a GenBank genome assembly
AUGGAAGAGUACAGUGAUAUUAGUAGUAAAUCUCAAGGAGAUAUUUUCAAAUCUCCAAAGGCAGAUCCCAGUGCUUUUGUAGUCAGACGAUCAAAGUAUUCAAUAUUGCCAGAUCAAAGCCCCCUUCCGGAUGCUUUCUGUAAUGUGGCUGAUGAAGAUAUGUGGUUGAAAAUGAACAACGGAUAUGUAGCAGACCUUGAUUCCCUUCAAACUACUCCUCCCACGAACAGAAAAGUUCAGUCAUUCCCGACGAGUGAUACAACUGCUGGUUGUACAAGUGAAAGUGAGAAGUAUGAACUGGAGGUUCAAGAUUUGAGGAGACAACUGGAACUUGCUAAAGAAAGGAUAAAUGAACUCGAGAAAAAGCAUUCAGAGGGAGUGCCAUCAAGCAAGCAAUUAAAGAGUGAAGCACCUAAAAAUCAACAAGAAACACAACUAAUUCAUGAAUUGCCUCGGGGGUUAUCUGAAUCUCUGGGAAACUUCAAAGAUAGCUUUGAGGAGUUUUUGUCAGCAAUGCAGAGAUUUGCAUCGGGUGGCACAGUAUCGACUGAGAAGAUACUUUCAACCAUGAGUGAAAUUGGAGCUCAUCUGUUUGCAACUUUGGAAGGUCAUUUUGCACUGAAUAUGGGUGGUGAAGGGUCUUACACUGGAAACUGUACUGUAAUAAAUGAACAACAAAAAGUAUUUCGCGAGAGGAUUGACAAAAUAAUUACAUCACUGGAGUUACCGAAAAGAUCAAUAACAGGACAGGAGAAGAAGCAGAACUGCAGCUGUGAACACAAGGGCUCUGGUUUGGGAGGUGAAACUGCUUACUCAAAGGAGGAUUUAUGUGAAAGAUAUGAAAGCACAGAAAGAGAGUUACUACUUUUGAAGGUCGAGAGAGAGUCUUUGCUGCAGAAGUUCUCUGAAUCAUCUGAAAUACUAUCAAUGGUUUCCAGCCAAAAGGAAAAUGUUUUGAAAGAUUUAAACGCUGAAGUGCUGAGAAGGAAAAAUCUAGAAGGAGAAGUUAAGCAGUUUGCUGCAGCUUUUGCUAGUCGUCAAAAAUCACUCAUUUCCUUCCAUAGUGAUCUUAAGACCAAAAUUGAGAAAUGGAGAUCCCAGACUCCAAUUUCAGUUUCCAAAUCUUUUGGGUGUGAGUAG